Messenger RNA from Lytechinus variegatus (green sea urchin), 1338 nucleotides. RefSeq names its product PE-PGRS family protein PE_PGRS16-like. NCBI's taxonomy places the organism in Eukaryota, Metazoa, Echinodermata, Echinoidea, Temnopleuroida, Toxopneustidae. The coding region runs from base 1 to 1338 and encodes 445 amino acids. The record is from RefSeq and is a predicted model, not a curated record. The transcript is spliced from 4 exons.
AUGGAUGCGAUGGUGGUAACGGGGAUGGAUGUGACGGAGGUGAUGGCGGAGACGGUGGAGAUGGCGGCGGCGAUGGUGGCGGUGAUGGAGGUGGUGGUGAUGGAGGCGGCAAUGGUGGCUGCGACGGUGGAGGUGGUGACUGCGGUGGCGAUAAUGGUGGAAACGGCGGCGGUGGUGGUGGUGGCGGUGGUGAUGGAGGCGGAGGAGAUGGAGGUGGUGGUGGAGGAGAUGGCGGUGGAGGAGAUGGAGGAGGUGGUGACGGUGGUGGUGAUGGAGGCGGCGAUGGUGGCGGAGACGGUGGUGAUGGCGGUGAUGGUGGUGCAUCUGCUGGUGGAAGUGGAGGCGGGAGCAGCAGCAGCAGCAGUGAAGAGGAAGGCGAUGCUGAAGGCGGUGACGGAGGUGGAUGCGAUGGAGGUGAUGGUGGAUGUGAUGGAGGGUGUGACGGUGGAGACGGAGGUUGUGAUGCCGGCGACGGGGGCGAUGGAGGCGACGGAGGAGAUUGCAGCGGUAACAACUGUGAUGGUGGAGAUGGCGGAGACGGUGGAGGCGACUGUGGAGGCGGCGAUUGCGGAGGGGAUGGUGGUGGCGACUGUGGCGGCGAUUGUGGUGGAGAUGGUGGUGACGGCGGUGGAGACUGUGGCGGAGAUUGUGGGGGUGGUGACGGUGGUGGAGAUGGCGGAUGUGGAGGUGAUGGCGGGUGUGACGGAGGUGAUGGUGGCGAUGCUGGUGGAGCUUCGGGUAACUGCUGACGGUGGAGGCGGAUGCACAGGAGGAGGAGGAAGCAGUAGCAGCAGUGAAGAAGAAUGUGAUGGUGGAGAUGGAGGUGACGGAGGUGAUGGUGGUGGAGAUGGUGGAGGCGAUGGUGGAGGCGAUGGCGGUGGCGAUGGGGGUGGCGACGGUGGUUAUGAAGAAAGCAGCGUAGACCCCUCAGGUGGAAGCGUCAACAAUGUAUUCCCUCCUUCUCGCCCUCAGUACAUCCCAAUCUACAUCCCCAGGUGGGUCGGUGGGCAUAGUGGCGGAGACGGUGAUGGUGGUGACGGAGGUGAUGGCGGAGAUGGUGGUGAUGGCGGAGAUGGUGGUUGCGAUGGCAACGGAGGCGAGGGAUGCGAUGGUGGUGAUGGUGGUGAUGGAGGAGGAGGGGAUGGAGGAGAUGGCGGUUGCAACCUGGCUGGUGGUGACUUAUGUGACGCUGGAGGGAAUGGAGUUGGUGGUAUCGAAGAGAGAACUGGAGCUGGCGGUAAUGGCGGCGGGAACGGCGGUGGAGGAAACGGUGGUUCCACCAGACUUGGAUGUACUAAAUGCCCAGCAAAUAUGGUAAAGCAGUACAAGGAACAGUGA